Messenger RNA from Westerdykella ornata, 652 nucleotides. RefSeq lists its product as uncharacterized. The record is from RefSeq and is a predicted model, not a curated record. Lineage: Eukaryota; Fungi; Ascomycota; Dothideomycetes; Pleosporales; Sporormiaceae. The transcript has 3 exons. The coding region runs from base 170 to 529 and encodes 119 amino acids.
AGACUCUUGUCACGAUGGUCAGGCGUUCAAUGCGGCCCUUUCAAUUAGGUCCGGUUUGUUUUUUGCUAUGCUCGACGUGAGGCAUAUCUCACUUUGCAUCGGCUAAGUAUCUAGGUAGCAGGUAUAGUUACCCGUUGCAUCCGAAUGAAUACCCAAAUGCUAUUACUACAUGCACCUUUUAGACCGCGGGUGGACUCGAUGUCAGGUGAGUCAAAAGAGGAAAGAACAGUCGUCCCGCCUGCCCGAAGUCCACGGUCUACGUCUUAUAACUGCUCAUAGCGUCUUCACCACUGAAUUCUCUCGCCAUAGGGCACCAUCUGGCAUCUGCCGAAUUGACGCCAUGGCAAGACCCUCGGCUAGACAACCGUCCGGCGCCCGAACAGAGAGCCAGCAACAAGAAGAGCUCAUCCAGAAGCUCUUCAAGAAGCCCAAGAGAGACAAUAAGGAGCUCGAGCGGUUACGCGAGACGAUUGAGCGGGAUCAGCGAGAGCUGAAGGACCUGUUGCAGGAGAAGUUGCGGCAAACGUGAGUACUCACUUGACUGUUAUGAAAGGUUAUCUGACCCUGAGAAACCAGUAAGGAACGGGAUGAGCGCCGCAAGGAAGAGCUCGAAGCCCUGAUCACCCAAUCCUGGCGUCCUGCACCGCUAGAA